CAUCAAUUUUUGCCUAUAAGAAUUUGUACAAUUCACAUGGAUAUAUGAGCAGCCACAAAGUUUGGAUCCUUUGCUUUCUUUCCCGAGUGUAAGCUUUUGUGUAUUGUGUUUCUCGCAAACUUUCCGCAGUACAGUGAAGCGCAUCACCAGCUUUUAUCAUAACAAGUCAUAGAUCAAAUACUCUGCGUCUCUGUGAGAUAUUGAUGACAAAAGAACAAAAAGCUAUGGCUGGUGGGAAAAUCUGUGGCAGUUCGAACGUACCCCCUUUACUUAGAAAUGAGAAGCUUCCUGGUUCUCCUCAAGUUCUCGACUCUUUCUGGAUGCCCAAACGUUCCUCUCCCCUUCACGGUCCAGAGUCUGUUGUUAAUUUCGAUGACGUUGCCGGAGGAGACACAACGGUGUCGCCGUUCUUUCAAUCACGUGUCAAAGAAGAAAAUUGUUAUGCGGAUUUUGAUGCGUGUUUCAAUCAACCAGCUGGGAAGAAAAGGCGGUUAACAGCCUCUCAAGUUCAGUUUCUUGAGAAGAAUUUCGAGGCGGAGAACAAACUUGAACCAGAGAGAAAGGCUCAACUAGCAAAGGAACUUGGCUUGCAGCCUCGUCAAGUUGCAAUUUGGUUUCAAAACAGGCGGGCUCGCUUCAAAAACCAAAGGCUCGAAAAGGACUAUGACUCUUUAAAAGCUGUACAUGAUAAGCUCCAGGAUGACUAUGAUAAUCUCAUCAAGGAGAAGCAAGCUUUGGAAAAUGAGGUUCUUCUACUUAGAGAAAAGUUGAACGGCAGAGAGAAUGAGAAGGAAAAUUUGGAAACAAUUGAUGCCAUCAAGCAAGUUACAACUGAAACUGUGUCCAUUGUGCCAAUAGUGGCUUGCAAACAGGAAGAUGCAUUUUCCGCCAAGAGUGAUAUAUUUGACUCUGAUAGCCCGCAUUACACAGAUGGGAAUCAUUCUUCAAUGGUGGAGCCUGGUGAUUCUUCCCAAAUUUUUGAACCAGACCAGUCUGAUUUCUCACAAGAUGAGGAAGAUAAUAAUCUUGGCAGGAACCCGUUACCCCCACCAUGCUUCCUCAAACUUGAAGAUUGCUAUUAUGAUGACCCACCAACAACUUCAUGCAAUUUUGGAUUCUCUGUGGAAGAUCAACCCAUUUGGUCCUGGUCUUACUAAGUUAUCUGUGCUCUUUUUGGUCUCCUGGCUGAUCAUUACAAAAUUUUCAUGUGGCGCAUGUGUUUCUAUACAUCAAGUAAUACAAAAUCUCACAGUUGUCACCUGUAAUUAAGAUUAUAUCUAGCAAUAGCGAUAAUGCUAUUACUCAGAACUGUACUGAGCAGUUGCAAGGCCUUAAGCUAGAAAUAGCAAUAAUGCUUAUUUGUUGGUGGGGUU
Molecule: messenger RNA, 1373 nt
Organism: Mangifera indica (mango)
Lineage: Eukaryota; Viridiplantae; Streptophyta; Magnoliopsida; Sapindales; Anacardiaceae
Product: homeobox-leucine zipper protein HAT5-like
Exons: 3
Coding region: 204-1157 (317 amino acids)
Biological process (GO): positive regulation of DNA-templated transcription
Cellular component (GO): nucleus
Molecular function (GO): DNA-binding transcription factor activity, RNA polymerase II-specific; sequence-specific DNA binding
Source: RefSeq, a predicted model, not a curated record